AUGGUAAGCUUCAACACCACCUUGGAAGGUGGCUUCAUUUUGAUGGGCUUCUCAGACUGGCCUCAUCUAGAACAGGUCUUUUUUGUCUUCAUUUUGAUGUUCUAUUUUUUAAGCAUCUUUGGCAAUUCCACCAUCAUCACAGUCUCACGAAUGGAUUGUCGAUUACAAACACCAAUGUACUUCUUCCUUAACAACCUCUCUUUCCUAGACCUCUGCUACACCACCAGCAUUGUGCCUCAGCUUCUUGUCAAUAUUUCUGGAAUUGACAAGACCAUGAGCUAUGCUGGCUGUAUGAUCCAGUUCUUCAUUGUGCUCUUACUGGGUGGAACUGAGUGUGUGCUCCUUGUGGUGAUGGCUUUUGACCGCUAUGUUGCUGUGUGUCGUCCACUACACUACACCAGCAUUAUGCGCCCCCUUCUCUGCCAUGCAUUGGCCAUCUCCUCCUGGGUGGGAGGCCUUGUGAACUCACUGAUACAGACAAGCCUCAUCAUGUCCAUACCUCUCUGUGGCCAUCACCUGAACCACUUCUUCUGUGAGAUGCUUGUUCUCCUGAAGCUGGCUUGUGAGGACACAGGGGGAACAGAGGCCAACUUGUUUGUAGCUGGAGCUAUAAUUUUGGUCUGUCCUGUAGCAAUAAUUCUAGGCACCUAUGCACACAUUGCUCAUGCAGUUCUGAAAAUCAAAUCAAGAGUUGGGAGCAGAAAGGUUCUGGGGACUUGUGGGUCCCAUCUUACUGUGGUUUUCCUCUUUUAUGGCUCAGCCAUGUACACAUAUCUUCAACCUGUCCACAUGUAUUCUGGGAGUGAAGGAAAGUUUGCUGCCCUCUUUUAUACUAUAAUUACUCCAAUGCUGAACCCUCUGAUUUAUACCCUAAGAAACAAGGAUGUAAAGGGGGCCCUGUACAAGGUACUAUGGAGAGAUACAAACACAAUGUAG
Apodemus sylvaticus (European woodmouse) is the source of this 936-nucleotide messenger RNA. RefSeq names its product olfactory receptor 10-like. Gene Ontology annotation, biological process: G protein-coupled receptor signaling pathway. NCBI's taxonomy places the organism in Eukaryota, Metazoa, Chordata, Mammalia, Rodentia, Muridae. Bases 1 to 936 code for a protein of 311 amino acids. The transcript has a single exon. Gene Ontology annotation, molecular function: G protein-coupled receptor activity; olfactory receptor activity. The record is from RefSeq and is a predicted model, not a curated record. Gene Ontology annotation, cellular component: membrane.